UGUUUCUUUAACUUUACCUUUCUUCGCAGAGAGAGAGAGAGAGAGGGAGAGAGAGAGAUAGUUCGGAGUUUGGAUCUGUCAUCUCUAAAAGUGUGUUAUACAUUCAAAAGCCAGCAAAGAAACUUUAGUUUUCAUCGAUCAAUUACGCUUUUACUCGUUGUUUUGGAGGUUAUAUUAUAAACAUGGCUUCUUCUUCUCUUUCUUUGGCAAUCCCCCUCAAAGAAAAGCAUGAGUUUCAAGAAAAAUACGAUGUGUUCCUGAGUUUCAGAGGUGAGGACACUCGCAAUAUAUUUGCUAGUUAUCUUUAUGAAGCUUUAUUUGCAAAGCAAAUCUUGACUUUCAUGGAUGAUCAUGAACUUGAGAGAGGUGAUGAAAUUUCACCAACACUUCGCAAAGCAAUUCAGGAAUCCAAGAUUUCAAUAAUAAUUUUUUCGAAAAAUUAUGCUUCAUCCACAUGGUGUUUGGAUGAACUUGUGCAUAUACUUGAAUGCAAGAAAAAUUUUGGGCAGACUGUUGUGCCAAUCUUUUACGGCAUAGAUCCAUCGGUUGUACGAAAACAGCAUGGGAGUUAUGAAGUUGCAUUUGCUCAACUUGAACAACGUUUCAAGGCCAAGAAUGGAAUGGAGAAGGUGAAACAAUGGAGGGCUGCUUUAACAGAAGCGUCCAAUCUAUGUGGGUUGGAUUCAAAGGAUUUUAGGCCUGAGGCCAAGUUAGUUCAAAGAAUUGUUGAAGAUAUUUCAUUAAAACUGCCUAAACAUGAUCUGUCUUCAAAUCAUGAUUUCAGAAGGCAUCUUGUUGGAAUAGAAAAAAAUAUCGAGAAAAUCGAAUCACUAUUAUGCAUUGACCCAACACAUGCUCGCAUUAUAGGUAUAUGGGGCAUGGGAGGCAUUGGGAAAACCACCCUUGCUAGUGUUGUAUUUCAGAGGUUAUCAAAUUCUCAGUUUGAAGGUUGCUCUUUUCUUUCCAAUGUGAGGGAAGAGUACGCAAGACAUGGACCAAAUCAUUUGAGAAAGAAGCUCCUUUCUGAAUUAUUAAAUAUUGAUCAUGAUAUUUUAAAGAUGGACACUCCAUUUGUAGCAUCACCUUAUAUUCUUGGCAAACUCCGUCGGAAGAAGGUACUAAUGGUUCUGGAUGAUGUGGACAGUUCGAUCCAAUUGGAAGCUUUAGUUGAAGGAUAUGAUCAGCUUGCUCCUGGAAGUAGAAUCAUUGUUACUACUAGAAAUGUCCAAGUGCUCAAUAAAGUUGCUGAUAAUAUUUACAAGGUUGAGGGAUUAAGGCAUAUUGAAUCUCUUGAGCUCUUCCGUUUGCAUGCUUUUGGAAGAAAUUCUCCUUCAAUGGAUGACGAAAUACUAUUACGAAAGGUGGUGAGUUAUGCAGAUGGAAAUCCAUUGGCUCUUAAAGUCUUGGGUUCUUUCCUUAAUUCCAAAAGCAAAGAAGAGUGGGAAAGUGCAUUAACUAAAUUGCAAAUAUUUCCAAACAAGGACAUUACUAAUGCUCUAAGGAUCAGUUAUGAGGGAUUAGAAGAUAAAGGGAUCCAAAGUAUAUUUCUUGACAUUGCAUGUCUAUUUAAUCAGUCUUUCUCUAGAGAUCAUGCAGAAAGCAUGUUAGAUGUUGGUGAUUCCUUUGUGAAAAUAGGAAUAAGUGUUCUCAUUGAUAAGUGUUUAAUUGAAAAUAAUGAAGCUCGAAGAGACAAUGAGCUGCGGAUGCAUGAUUUAUUGCGCCAAAUGGGUCAGACCAUUGUUCGUGAUGAACAUAAAGAGCUUGGUAACCGUAGUAGGUUGUGGGAUGCUAAAGAUAUUUGUGAUAUACUGGAAAGAAAUAUGGGAACUGAAACAGUUGAAGGGAUAUCAUUCAAUAUGUCUAAAAUCAGCAGAGAUGUAAAUGUUUGUCGUGCAGCCUUCUCAAAGAUGUGCAAUCUACGUAUCCUCAAAAUUUAUUGUGACAAUAUUCAUGACAGCAAGUUCAAACUAUACCUUCCACAGGGUCUUGAUUCUUAUCUUUGGGAUAGGUUAAUAUAUUUUCAGUGGGAUUUGUACCCUUUGAAAUCGUUGCCAUCACAUUUUAAUCUCAGAAAUCUUGUUGAACUGAUACUACGUGGCAGCAAUAUUCAAAAACUUUGGAAUCGUGAAGUUCAGCCAUUUUUCUACAUCCCGUCUCAGGGUCUUCCGGCGUUAAGAAGAAUGGAUCUUAGUUAUUCCAAGCUCCUCACAAAAAUACCAGAUCUGUCUCAACUGGCUCCAAAUCUCGAAAGUAUAAAUCUUGAAUGCUGUAAAAGUUUGGUUCAGGUUCUUCCAUCCGUUCAAAGUCUUCACAAGCUUACUAAUCUAAAUUUGAAUGGUUGCUCCAAACUUAGAGAAUUUAAAGAGAUAUCAAGGAGCAGAUGGUAUUUGGAUCUUGUAAAGUGUGGAGGCAUUAAGAAUUUUCUGAGCACCAUUUGUCAGCAGAAGUUGACAUUUCUCAAAAGUUUUACAAACAAUAUUUCGUCUCUCUCCUCACCUGGAUCCUAUAGUUGCCAAAAGUUUCCAGUGAAUUUAACAGUUUUACAUUUGCGAAGUUUACCAAUAGAAGCAGUGCCCUUAUCAAUUGUGAGUCUCUCUGGUCUUGUUGAAUUAGAUAUGGGUGAAUGCAAAAGACUUAAAAGUCUUCCAACCAGCAUUUGCAAGCUGAAAUCUCUUGAAUCACUAGAUCUGCGUUAUUGUAGCGAACUUGAAAAGUUUCCCGAAAUCUUAGAGCCUAUGGAACACUUAACAAAUCUUACCAUAUCCGGAGCAGGGAUUAAAGAGUUACCGGAGUCCAUUGCUAAUCUAAUUUCCCUUAAAGCAUUGACUGCACAAUCUUGCAAGGAAAUUGAGUUUCUCCCAAAUAAGUUGUGUGAUUUAAGGAAACUUACAUCUUUGUACCUCGAAGGUUGUUCAAAACUUCAAAAAUUGCCUCCCCUUCCACCUGCCUUGUCAGUUUUGGAGGUCAAACAAUGUAAGAGCUUGAAAUUACUACCAGAUCUUCCAUUAUUUUGUACAGUCGUGGAUGCAAGAUAUUGCACAUCACUGGAGAAAAUAUCAGAUUGGAGGACUGCAAUCCAAAACAUCACUGGAAAAUAUAUUUCAGUACUUGACUUUUUUGGUUGUGGAAAGUUGGAUCAGAAUACACGCAACACCAUCGUCCCUCACAAUGCAAUUUAUAAAAUACUUCAAUCUGUCAAUUCAGUUUCUGAAGCCGAACUUUGUUAUCCUGGUGACCAAAUUCCAAAGUGGUUCAAGAAUCAAAAUUCGGGGACUUCGCUGAAAAUUAAGCUUCCUCCAUUUUUGAAUAAUGAUAACUUCUUGGGUUUGGCUUUCUGCGUUGUUCUAGAAGUGAAUAAAGAGAUACCUUGUGCAGGUGUUAGUAUUAAUUUUAAACUCAAUUUCAAAACCAUUGAUGAUGACUGUCCUGGUGAAUUUCAUUCAAGUAUGUCGGUUACGGCAAACAAAUUUUUAGAUCAUGUGCUCAUUAUGUAUGACUCAAAAUGGUCAUUGCCGUUGUCGUUGCAACUUAAUAGUUGUAGUAGCGAGGCCUCUUUGCAUGUUUGGCAUUCGUUCUUUGACUAUAGUGUUAAGGAAAAUUUCAACUUGGGGAGUGAAUAUUGCGAGAUAAAGAAGUGUGGGGUUUGGUUCGUAGACAAGGAAGAUGUAGAGAAGUUUAAUGCAGAAACUAUUCAAAGUAAGAAAAAGAGACAACGCUUUGAUAAUGAAUAUUGUUCUGAACCAAGUGCAAGUGGAAGUGAUCAAUUUGUUCCCUCUGGCUUGCAUGAUGAAGAAGAUCAUCAUGAUGAAUCACAUCCUACCAUUUAUUCAAAGAAAUUCAGGGUUAUGUGAUGUCCCUACUCCAGCGGAUUGCGAUUGCAAACAAACAUGUGGAGUUCAGUUGGUGUGAAUGGUGAAGAUGCAGAGCAACUUGAUGCCAAAGACAUUGACAUAAUAUCCUAAAAUUACUUUGUAGAAAAUCAAUCAUAUUCUAUGACUGCUGAGUUCCAGGUUAUGAAGAAACUCAGUGAGCUAUGCAGGCACUUCAACACUUAAAGAAAAGUCCUCACUCUUCCUGUUUUCUGGUUGUGGUAUUGGACUUGGGAUACCCUGUAUGUGUGCAUAUAUCUGUAUGAAUUUCUUUGAACAUUCUUAACUUAUCUUCCUGAGUAUCAUGUUAUAGAAUGUGUAUUGAUAGGCUUUCCGUCUUUGGUUUAUGGAAAAAUUUCUCAAAUAAUGAAGAAACAGUAAGAAACAGUAUUCUUAAUUGAUUUGCCCCACACCGCUACUUUGGUGCUAUUCUCUGCCUCAUGGUUGACAAAAUAUGUUUAUGUAUAGUUGGUGAUCAUUUUUGUGUUUGGACAUUGUUUAAUUGAAUGAUACAGUUUUCAUUUGAGUUUGAUAAUGUCAAUUUGCUAUGCAUUUGUUCUGCAAAACAGAUAUGGCCCAUGGAAAAUGUCCUGCUUUUAAAAUUCCAUUUAUCCUUAUAUGGAAAAAUAAAUGGUUCCCUAUUGCAAGUCUGCAAAGAGGCCUCAGAUUCUUCAAAAAUUUGCAUGUGAACGUACAUGCUAUAAGGAUAAGCACAACUAAAGCAACAAUCACCAGUUUCAGCCUAUUCAUUAUUUUUACUUGCUUUCCUUUUGCACCAUUGAAACAGAAAUCAUCCGAAUUCUACAAAAUCAUAUGUAUAAUCUGUCCGGUUGUCUAAAACUUGAUAACUUUCCAGAAAUGUUACAGACUACAGAAAACUCGACAGAUCUUUGGAUAGAUGAAACAUGGAUCAAAAAGUUACUGGAGUCAAUUGAAAAUCUAGUCUCCCUCAGAGAUUUAUGCGCAUGGACAUUGAGUUUCUAUUCAAUAGCUUGUGUAAUUUAAGGAAACUUAAGAGCAUAAGCCGCCUAUUAUGCUCAAAACUUCAAAAAUUGCCUCCCCUUUCACCUGCUUUGCUUGCCUUGGCAGUAAGUGGCUGUGAAUGAUAGGCCAUUAUAGUUUGUAUUGUUCAAAUGGUUAUACUGUUACAGUUACUUCUAUCUUCUUGUUGAUAUAUGUAUCAUUUCUAGUCAGUUUUCGAUCUGCACAGUUUAGGAAUACUCAUCUGUAUUAUCAGUAGGAUUACUCAAGCUGUAUAAAUAUUGCUUUUGUUCAAUAACACGUUGAGUUUUUCCAUAUUUCUCAAGAUCAUGUAGUGAGAAGUUUAAAUCAUUACCAGAGGUUCCAUCAUUAUGUUUUAGGCUGUAAUCAAGAUGGUGCAUUUUAUUGGAGAACAUAUAAAUUUGGAGGCCUCCACUCUUAGAAGAUGUGAUAAUUAUUAACCAUAGUAGUUCUUACAAAUUUAUUGACUUUUGUGAUGGUGAAAAAAAUGGAUCAAAAUACACGCAACAGUAUACUCUGAUCGUGCAGUAAUUAAAAUUCUGUCUCGAAUAAAAUUUGGAAGAACUGUAAGUCCACUUUCUCUUUCUUUCUUUUUUCCUUUAAUUAGUUAAGAGAUGUUUAUAAUUUUUCAGGAUGUUGAUUAAUUUCCCAUAUUCAUGAUACAGGGCCCAAGUUCUCAUGAGUUUUGUUAUCCAGGAGAUGAAAUUCCGAACUGAUUCAACUAUCAACCAUGUGGGACUUCAACGAAUAUUAUGCUUCCUCCAUAUUGAAAUAUGACAACUUAUUGGGUUUGGCGUUUUAUAUUGUUCUUGUUCAGAAUAAAUUUGACCCUGAUAUACGUCUUGGUAGUGAUAGUAAACUCAACUUCAAAACCACCCAUGAUGAGCUUCUGUACGAAUAUCAUGAUUCUUUGGAUCUUAAGAAAAAUGGGAAUGAGGUUGGCUCAGGUCACGUCCUCAUGUGGUGUGUCCCAGAACUGACUUUGCGACAUUCAGAAGAAAUGGUUGGUCUAAAUUGGCCGUCUACGUGGAACACUGAUGUCUCUUUGCUAUAAGGAACAUAUGGAGAGAUUAAGAGUUUAGGGUGAUGUCAACAAAUUUGGAAGCGAGUAUGACGAGAUUAAGAAGUUUGGAUUUUGGUUUGUAUACAAGAAAAAUAUAGAGAGAUUUGAAUCGUUUGAUGCAGAAACUGGCAGUAAAACUAAGAGAUGCUUUGAUGGAUAUUGUGAACCAAGUGUAAGUGAAGCUGUUGGCUCUCAUGAGCAAGAAGACGGUGAUAAAUCACAUUCUAAGAAACUCAAGCUUAUGUGGCUGUUUAGAAGAUGCAGCACACUUGGAUGUUGAGGAACAAAGAAAACAGAACAAUUUUGUGCUACAGCUCCAGAGAUAUGCUUGGUGAAAAUUAUGAAAACAGUCAAUAUGUAGUUGUUGGCUCUGACCUAUGUGGAAGAGGAAAAUCCUAAACUAAUUCAAAGACUCGUAAAUCAAUUUAAACUGGGUUCAUUUCUUUACAAAUUAAUGUGUAGAAGUUAACAUAUAUACUCUGUUUUCAACUUGCAUUUACAAAUUUGAAUCUAACUUCAGAAGGAAAGCUCGUUUUCA
This is a messenger RNA of Ziziphus jujuba (common jujube), 6472 nucleotides long. Its product is annotated as disease resistance-like protein DSC1. Gene Ontology annotation, biological process: defense response; signal transduction. The record is from RefSeq and is a predicted model, not a curated record. The transcript has 6 exons. Lineage: Eukaryota; Viridiplantae; Streptophyta; Magnoliopsida; Rosales; Rhamnaceae. Bases 183 to 3851 code for a protein of 1222 amino acids. Gene Ontology annotation, molecular function: ADP binding.